UUUCCUGGAAGAAUGAACAGAAGGUCGUUUAUAACGAUGUGAGUGUUGUUCGCACAUUAUGAACUUUGAACAACGAUAACAGAAACCGCGAGUCAGUUCAGGUGAUGCAGUAACGAUUUAGGUCAUCGUGGAGUUCAGAACAUAAAGAAAGUUAAUAGUCUCGGACUUUCCAAUUUGGUCAAAACGCAACAAACAUUACCAGCGUCAUAACCUAACUUUUGUGCUUUGUGUUUGGAUCUUUGCUGACGCGAAAUGUGGGGGUUCGGGCGAAAAGUGCAACAUUUACCUGAAUCUACUGGACAAUUUUUGCCCGGGUGCAUGGACGUGAUGCUGGACUACAGCCCCGAGGGGAUCUUCAUGCGUUUAUAUUACCCCACUAGCGAGGACAAAAACGAUCCAAGUAACUGCAGUGGAUGGAUCCCUUGGAUGCCCACAGGCAACGGCUACAUCCUUGGAUUAGCCAAAGUCCUAUUCUUAUUCCCAUUUGUCAUCCGCUUCAUGCAGUGGUGGUCAGCACACGAUAUUCCUGUAAUUUAUGGAAGUAAACCAAAACUGGACAAAAAAUUGAAAUGCAUUGUGUUGUCACAUGGACUAGGGGCCCACAGAGCGCUGUACAGCAACGUUUGUUGCGAACUCGCUUCAAGAGGCUAUUUGGUGGCAGCUUUAGAGCAUAAAGGCGGGUCCUCAUGUUACACGUACUACUACAAAAACAAAGACGAUGCGGAAAAUAACAUUAAGGCACACGUGGAGUACGAGCAGGUCCAGUUGGGAAAGAAUCAUUUUGGCCAAAGGAAAAGGCAGAUUGGAGUGCGGAUUAAAGAGUGCAAUAAGGCGUUGGACUUUCUUUUAAAUCUAAAUAAGGGACAAGUGCCGCACAAUGUUAUAGAUGAUGUUCCCACGGAUAGGAAAAUUGAAUUCAAACUAGAAGAUUUAGUUGGCAAAUUAGACGUAGAUACUUUAACUAUGGCUGGGCAUUCGUUUGGAGGGGCAACGGCCCUUUUGACCCUUUCACAGAGGCCGGAAUUUAAACAAGGUCUUCUGCUAGAUCCAUGGAUGUAUCCAAUUAAAGAUGACAAUUUGCCCGAAAAGGUGCAACAACCGUUGGUUUUCAUCAAUACGCAAACUUUCCACAUUGUUUCUAAUGUUCAAGCAAUGUCGAAAUACUUGACUAACAACGAUAGGACUAUGUAUACAAUACUACACACCACUCACGAGCAUCAAGGCGAUACUGCUAUGCUUUUCGGGUCGUGGAUGAACUGGUUUAUGAAGAAACUUGACCCACUAGUUGCUUUAAAAAUUAAUAAUUGCUUAGUUCUAGAGUUUUUAGAUAAAUAUGUCGGAAGCCCCAGUGACAUCACAGACUGUAGAGAAUUCCUUGAGCUAGAAAAACCAAGUUACGAAGUAGGCCUAACUAAACCUUGGGCAUAGUUUUUGUUGUUAUUUUUAUUUACUAUUUUUUUAAUAUAUUUUCAUAUAUUUUAAAA
Molecule: messenger RNA, 1484 nt
Organism: Zophobas morio
Lineage: Eukaryota; Metazoa; Arthropoda; Insecta; Coleoptera; Tenebrionidae
Product: platelet-activating factor acetylhydrolase-like
Exons: 6
Coding region: 253-1428 (391 amino acids)
Molecular function (GO): 1-alkyl-2-acetylglycerophosphocholine esterase activity
Source: RefSeq, a predicted model, not a curated record